AAUACUACCCCUGUACAUAUGACCCAUAUUACAUAUGAGGCUAGAGGCUGUUCUUCAAAAUUGUUAAAAAUUGCUUCUACAAACAUUUGUGAAACAAUGGUCCGCUCCAGGGGCGGACUGACAACUCAUGGGGCCCCCGGGGAAUAGGGGAUCAUGGGGCCCCUGUGUCCUUGCCCAAACUCAAAAAAGCCUAUGAAAAAGGUACCAGGGGCAUCUCAUGGGGCCCCCUACUGACCCCGGGCCCUCGGGCAGUGCCAGAGUUUCCAAAUGGUUAGUCCGCCCCUGG
Molecule: messenger RNA, 286 nt
Organism: Staurois parvus
Lineage: Eukaryota; Metazoa; Chordata; Amphibia; Anura; Ranidae
Source: the annotation of a GenBank genome assembly